Messenger RNA from Exophiala mesophila, 973 nucleotides. RefSeq lists its product as uncharacterized. The coding region runs from base 369 to 665 and encodes 98 amino acids. Gene Ontology annotation, cellular component: mitochondrion. Gene Ontology annotation, biological process: negative regulation of ATP-dependent activity. Gene Ontology annotation, molecular function: ATPase inhibitor activity. The transcript is spliced from 3 exons. The record is from RefSeq and is a predicted model, not a curated record. NCBI's taxonomy places the organism in Eukaryota, Fungi, Ascomycota, Eurotiomycetes, Chaetothyriales, Herpotrichiellaceae.
CGUUACUCUCUUUAAUUCCCUAGGACAAGACAUGUAGGGUACUUCCCGGGUAAUCAAUUGAGUAAUGCCACAGCGAAUGAGAUUUAUCACGGCGUGACAAACAGUACACAUGCCACGGAUGCACUUUGACCAGAUGAAGGACAGAUAGACACUCACGACACUGAAGCCCAGCCAGACUUCCCCACCUUCUCUCCCAGAAGAUAAUGCCCCUCUAGUCACGUGCUAUCACGUGAUUUUGGUCAAUUCGAGGGCAAGCUUCCCAAAGUUGUUUGUCUCCAACAUCACAUCAUUAACCUCACUCAACCUCCACUUGUUCAUCUCAUUUCCUACACUACAGAUCGAUCACUCCUACUACCCAAUCCACAGCCAUGCUACGAACACAAGUUGUCAAGCUCGCCAGAGCUACUCCUUCGACACGGAGAGCAUUUUCUGCCUCAGUAUACCGUGCUGCUGAAGGCGAUACUGGUGCUCCGAGAUCCGGGGGUGUUGCCUCUAGCGAUGCCUUCACCCGCCGCGAGCAGGCCAGCGAAGCCAAAUACAUCCGAGAGAAAGAGAUGGAAAGCAUCAAGAAGAUCCGAGAAAAGCUCAAGGCACAACAUAAGCACCUGAAGGACCUCGAGGCGCAUUUGGAUGAGCUGGAGUCGUCCAAAGGCGGUGAACAGUAGGCCAGGAUGAUCAACAUUUGAGUCGACGUACUUGUUUCGAUGGUGGCAACCAUUGUCCACUGGCUGCCUCCGAAUCAACGUCAUGAGAUUGCUUUACACAGGUCUAUGAGGAAUGGGGCUGAGUGCGUAGCAGCCUACCGCCCACAAAUAUAACGCUUGUACAAAUCAGGAUCAACCUGCAAUGCCAAUUGCGUUCUCCGCUCAUCAUGCUUGGGUACAUCGACUAGUCUUAGCUAGUCGCUUGAUCUUUAUACAAAAUGUCUUGAAACACACCAUUGACUGAUAUCUGCUGGUCAACCAUGGCCGCC